UUAACCUAAAAUCAAAUCUUUUCCAACAAUAGUGAACCUUUAUAUUUUCUAAAAAAAACAGAAACUAUUGCAUUAUUAGUAAUCUUGAAAGGUUUCCUUAAUCAAUAUCACCAUGGUAAAGAAAAAAAGAGAAUUUGAACAGAGUAAAGAAGAACGUAUGGUUAUGACUAUUGGAGAAAUUAUACAAGAACUAUUGAAAGCACAUGAACAAAACAGAGAUAUUGAUUUAAACAAAUUAAAAACACGUAUUGCUUCUAAAUAUGGCUUAGUAAACUCACCAAGAUUGGUUGAUAUUAUAGCAGCUGUACCUGCAGAUGUCAGAAAUAUAUUAAUACCAAAAUUAAAAGCAAAACCUAUUAGAACAGCCAGUGGUAUAGCUGUUGUCGCUGUAAUGUGCAAACCUCACAGAUGUCCUCAUAUCAACAUGACAGGAAAUAUUUGUGUAUAUUGUCCUGGUGGACCAGACUCCGAUUUUGAAUAUUCCACACAAUCUUAUACUGGUUAUGAACCUACUUCGAUGAGAGCUAUUAGAGCAAGGUAUAAUCCAUUUCUGCAAACCAGACAUCGUGUGGAACAGCUGAAACAAUUGGGACAUAGUGUAGAUAAAAUUGAAUUUAUCGUUAUGGGAGGAACUUUUAUGUCUCUACCAGAAGAUUACAGAGAUUACUUUAUUCGAAACUUGCAUGAUGCUCUAUCUGGACAUGUGAGCAGCAAUGUGGACGAGGCGGUAAAAUUUUCUGAACGAAGUCGCACAAAGUGUAUUGGUAUCACUAUAGAAACACGCCCUGAUUAUUGUCUUAAAAAACACCUUUCCGAUAUGUUACGUUAUGGGUGUACUCGUUUAGAAAUUGGAGUACAGUCUGUAUAUGAAGAUGUAGCACGAGAUACAAACAGAGGGCAUACUGUUCGCGCUGUCUGCGAAAGUUUUCAAUUAUCGAAAGAUGCUGGUUUUAAAGUGAUAGCACAUAUGAUGCCAGAUUUACCAAAUGUCGAUAUUGAAAGGGAUAUUAAUCAAUUCAUUGAAUUUUUUGAGAAUCCUGCUUUCAGGGCAGAUGGUUUGAAAAUUUAUCCAACGUUAGUUAUACGUGGUACGGGUUUAUACGAAUUAUGGAAAACUGGAAGAUACAAAAGCUAUCCUCCUAGCGUUUUGGUGGAUCUUAUAGCUCGAAUAUUGGCUCUGAUACCACCUUGGACUCGUAUAUAUCGUGUACAAAGAGAUAUACCUAUGCCUUUAGUCAGCUCGGGCGUAGAACAUGGAAAUUUACGUGAGUUGGCAUUAGCAAGAAUGAAAGAUCUUGGAAUUGAUUGCCGCGAUGUUAGAACUCGAGAAGUAGGUAUUCAAGAAAUACAUCAUAAAGUAAAACCUUAUGAAGUAGAACUUGUACGUCGUGAUUAUGUUGCCAAUGGUGGCUGGGAAACAUUCUUAUCUUAUGAAGAUCCCAUGCAAGAUAUUUUGGUUGGUUUGUUAAGACUGAGGAAGUGUUCAAAUGAUACCUUCAGGCCAGAACUUAAAGGCAAAUGCUCCAUAGUGAGAGAGCUUCACGUAUAUGGUAGUGUUGUUCCAGUAAACACUCGCGAUCCUACGAAAUUUCAACAUCAAGGAUUUGGAAUGUUACUAAUGGAGGAAGCUGAACGAAUAGCGAGAGAGGAACAUGGAUCUGACAAAAUUGCUGUCAUAUCAGGUGUCGGAACAAGGAAUUAUUACCGGAAAAUGGGAUAUGAACUUGAUGGCCCGUAUAUGUCUAAAAUGUUUAUAUCUUGCAAAUAAAUAUCAUUCUUUUUAUGUAAUAAAAAA
This is a messenger RNA of Eufriesea mexicana, 1795 nucleotides long. It is a transcript of the gene Elp3, whose product is annotated as elongator complex protein 3. Lineage: Eukaryota; Metazoa; Arthropoda; Insecta; Hymenoptera; Apidae. The coding region runs from base 113 to 1768 and encodes 551 amino acids. The record is from RefSeq and is a predicted model, not a curated record. Gene Ontology annotation, cellular component: elongator holoenzyme complex; cytoplasm; nucleus. The transcript has 9 exons. Gene Ontology annotation, molecular function: iron-sulfur cluster binding; acyltransferase activity, transferring groups other than amino-acyl groups. Gene Ontology annotation, biological process: tRNA wobble base 5-methoxycarbonylmethyl-2-thiouridinylation.